Messenger RNA from Scleropages formosus (Asian bonytongue), 3432 nucleotides. RefSeq names its product RAS guanyl-releasing protein 2-like. Gene Ontology annotation, molecular function: calcium ion binding; guanyl-nucleotide exchange factor activity. Lineage: Eukaryota; Metazoa; Chordata; Actinopteri; Osteoglossiformes; Osteoglossidae. The record is from RefSeq and is a predicted model, not a curated record. The transcript has 17 exons. Gene Ontology annotation, cellular component: plasma membrane. Gene Ontology annotation, biological process: Ras protein signal transduction. The coding region runs from base 318 to 2162 and encodes 614 amino acids.
UCUCUCUCUCUCUCUCACUGACUUAAACACACACACACUUGAGUUCCGUCUGUGCUCUUGUUUCAGUCUUUGCAGUUGUCGGUUCGCGGUGGACACGUCUCUGCGCAGCUCGACUAAUAACAACAACAACAACAACAAUAAUAAUAAUAAUAAGAAAAUCAAUCUCCUCUUCCGAAAAAAACACGUUUGCACCGAAACGACAAAACGGGACUGUUGUUGAACCAACGGCAACGUGGAUGGUGUCGGAUCGAGGAUAUUAAUUAAGCCAUAUUAGGCGGGCCGGGGUUCAAGCUGAGGAGAGCGGCGAACCCACGGGAAUGAAAACUCAGAAAGAGGAGGAGUGCAGGACCGACACCGAGAGGACCAUGGCGGCUGUUUGGGCGGAGCAGUCGGCGCCAGUGGAAGAGCUGGUGGAAGCCUGCAUCGGGGCCUUUGGUGAGGACGGCACCCUGCAGGAGGCAUCUCAAGUGCGCAUGUUCCUCAUGAUGCACCCCUGGUAUCUCCCCUCAACAGAGCUGGCCAAGAGGCUCCUCCUCAAGUCACAGGAGGGAAGCUGCUCUGUGAGUUACAGGGCAAAAAUUUGCCACUUGGUCAGGUACUGGAUCUCGGAAUUUCCUGCAGAGUUUGAUCUGAACCCAGAGCUGGCGGAGCAGAUCAAAGGGCUGAAGGAUGUUCUGGUCCAGGAGGGACAUGAGCUCCAAAGUCAGCUCAUUGACAUUGACAGUGUGCCAUCAUAUGAGUGGAAGCGACAGGUUACCAGGCUGGGCAGCGCCGUCACCAAGAAAAGGAAGAUGUCUCUUCUCUUCGACCAUCUGGAUGCCAGCGAACUGGCAGAGCACCUCACUUACCUGGAGUACAAGUCUUUCUGCAAGAUCCUGUUCCAGGACUACCACAGUUUCGUGAUGCACGGUUGCACUGUGGACAACCCCAUCCUGGAGCGCUUCAUCACCCUCUUCAACAGCGUGUCCCAGUGGAUCCAGCUCAUGGUCCUGAGCAAACCCACGGCACCACAGAGGGCCCAGGUCGUCACUCACUUCAUCACGGUGGCCCAGAGACUGCUGCAGCUGCAGAACUUCAACACGCUGAUGGCGGUGGUUGGCGGCCUCAGCAACAGCUCCAUCUCUAGGCUCAAGGACACGCAAGCGCACAUCGGCGGCGACGCCAGCAAGACGUUCAGAAACCUGACGGAGUUGGUGACGUCCUGCGGGAACUACAGCCAGUACCGGCGCUGCUUCGCCGAGUGCACGGGCUUCCGCUUCCCGAUCCUGGGCGUGCACCUCAAAGACCUCAUCGCCGUGCACGUGGCCCUGCCCGACUGGGCCGACGCGGCGAAGACGCAGGUCAACCUGAACAAGACCAGGCAGCUGUAUGCCAUCCUGCAGGAGCUGGCGCUAGUGCAGAGCACGCCGCCCAGCAUGGAGGCCAACACGGACCUCCUGAACCUACUCACGGUGUCGCUGGAUCAGUACCACACAGAGGAGGAGCUCUACCAGCUGUCCCUACAGAGGGAGCCCCGCAGCACCAAGGCAGCUGCUUCCAGCUCUAGUAGCGAGAAGCAGCCUUCUGUGAUCGAUGAGUGGGCGUCUUCCGUGAAGCCCAAAGCUGACCCUGCCAUCAUCAGCAAGCACAUUGAAAAGAUGGUUGAGUCAGUCUUCAAAAAUUUCGACACGGAUGGGGAUGGACACAUCUCUCAGGAGGAAUUUGAGAGCAUUAGGAGCAACUUCCCGUAUCUCAGCAAGUUUGGAGAACUAGAUACAGAUCAGGACGGCAGGAUCAGUAAAGAAGAGAUGAUCGAUUACUUCAUGAAAGCCAGUUCCCUGCUCAACUGCAAGAUGGGCUUCAUCCACACCUUUGCAGAGACCACCUGUGUGAAGCCCACCUUCUGCGUCCACUGCGCCGGCCUGAUAUGGGGGUUUUACAAGCAUGGAUACAAAUGUAAAGCUUGCGGCGUGUACUGCCACAAGGCCUGUCGGAGCAGCGUGGCUGUCGAGUGUCGCAAGCGGACCAAGAGCAUCAGCCACGAACGCCCCCCCUUCCAGCACACUCGCUCCUACAGCUUCCCCCUGCCGGCGAAGCCCCCCUCCGCAGUGCAGAACACAGUCAUCAAAGAGGAAGAAAAGGAGUCAUCGUUUGAGGAUGAAGUGUUUGACGUCCACCUAUGAUGAGCGAUGACACACUGGAGCCUGGCACACACGUCUGCGCUGGACAGUUGUGUCAACAAGGACGCCACCAGCGAGGGAAAACAAUGGAACAGUGUGAAGCUGUUGUUCUGCCAAAAAGGGGGCUGGAAGGGCACCGCGUUACAAACACCUUUCGCUCACGGCUGUUUUUAAAUUCUUCCUGCUUCUUCGUAAUGCUGCGACCUGUGCCGUUUAUUGCUCGUUUCCCCCUCUUUUCUGCUUCGGCGCAGAAGGUGCGUUUCGGUUUUACCUCCCGGCGUUUAUGACGGUGCGUUAGGGUCGUCGCCGAGCCAUCCGCCGUUUCGCACCGAGCGCGAGGGUGCUGGACGCUGGGGGUCCUCGAGCGGUGGCAGGAGCACGUCUGCAGUCCUGCACUGAGCUCGGUGACGUGCGCCUUGGAAAACCGGUGAACGCCCGCGCUGAUCUGGGCCUGGUGUCUCUGUUCUCGGCACACGCUCUACAGUACCCUGUUUUCACUUUGUUUUCUGCUUAAUGAUGCUGAUGUGAUUUGGCUGCUAAACGGAGCCUUGAGCAACCAGACGAACGGCGUCCGGCGUCCAGCGUCCAGCAUCCAGCGUCCAGUGCAGACGUAACCUGGUACCAGUAAUAAUGUAAUAACUGAAGAGCCACCCUCAGUGCUUGGGGAACGCCAAACUCGUGUCGAACACCUCUCUCGGUGUCCUGCUCCCAUGGGCAUCGUCCACUUUCUCGAUGCUGCAAUACACAUAGUGAAAAGCAUGUGCACUGUUGAUACAAGGUCAGUGUUCAUUGGCUGAAUGACGCAGGAGUGUUUUGCUUGCUGAGUAAAAUGCUCAAACUGCUGAAAGUCAAUCAAAGUUUUAAACGAUAAUUUUUUUUUUGCUUUAAAACAACUGCUUUCCAGUAGCCCAUCUCUGCAGAUGGCAGAAAAGAGGCUCAUUUCACUUCGCCUUCGCUUCUGCAGCCCCUUGUGGCUCCAUUGGCACCGGAGGGAGUUAAUUUGCCCUCCGCUGGGUGGAGCUCUUGUUCCGUGUUUAUUUCUAGCAGCGGUAAAAAAUCCGUUCGGUGCACUUCGCUGGCCUUCUGCUCAACCUGCCGAAUUGUUCCGGAAGGGCUAGCGGGUAAACUGUACACAGGAGUACAAACACUGAGCACCAGCACAGUCAAAAGUUUUCCGAAGAACUUCAGAAAACGGAGACAAAUUCAUUAACAGUUAUUGACUGAAUUUUUUUUUUUUUUUUGGUGUAUUGCAAAAACAAAGUCCUUGGCUGAG